Messenger RNA from Oreochromis niloticus (Nile tilapia), 2920 nucleotides. RefSeq names its product butyrophilin-like protein 8. NCBI's taxonomy places the organism in Eukaryota, Metazoa, Chordata, Actinopteri, Cichliformes, Cichlidae. Gene Ontology annotation, cellular component: external side of plasma membrane. Gene Ontology annotation, biological process: negative regulation of T cell proliferation; T cell costimulation; cellular response to lipopolysaccharide. The record is from RefSeq and is a predicted model, not a curated record. The coding region runs from base 1396 to 1959 and encodes 187 amino acids. The transcript has 3 exons.
UGUUGACGUAAUCGAUUACGUCGAUGCGUCCUCCCAGGCCUACUCUGAGGGCUGGCCAGUUGGUCAGCAGCGGAAACAGAGGUUGGCUACAGACCAGCAUUGGUGGUGGUGGUGACAGAUUAGUUCAGGAGGCUUAGUUGGAGGUCAGCAAUGGUGACAGUGGAUGGUGUCAGUGGAGUUGACAGAACACCUCAGUUGGCUUGGCUGUGCACUGAUGUCACAGAUCUAAGCCAACCACCAAUUUUUCUUCUGUUUCCGUGGGGCCAGGUCAUGGGAGCAGCAGCCUAAACAAAUAACCCUAGAGCUCCUCGGCCAGCUCCUCUACUUUUUCAACGGGAAAACCAGGGUUUCCCGGACCUGCAGAGAGAUGUAAUCUCUCCAUCGUGUCCUCGGUCUGCCCCAGGGCUCCUCACAAUGAGACAUGGCUGUUCCAGCCAUGUCUCAUUCCACCUCGCCCAGAUGGCAUCCUUGUCAGAUGCCCGAACCAGUAACUCCGUAUAAAACAGCUGACAAGGAAAUACAGAAUAGUUUUUUUGCAGUUAUUUGAUGUACAGGUCUCUUUUUCUUAUUUACAUGUUUUGGUUUGUUUCCGGGGUUUUUUUUUUUUCAAUCUUGAUGCUCAGAAGAGUAUUUGAGAGCUUCAGAGAUCGUUCAGACGUACAUUAAGUUCGUACACAGGUAUCCAGAAUAGCUAUCCAGGUGUGAUUUUAUUCAGAAAAGCUGUGCUUUUAUGGAGGCUACAGCUAAAUGUUACCAACUCCACAGUACAAUAUACAUUUUACCCCUGUUAAGAAAGUAUUAGAAAAUUGUUGGUAGAGAGGAAAGGAUUUAAAAAAAACCUGUUUUGGUUGGGUUGGGGACAAUAGAGCCAGAACAUUUGAAGAAUUUUUUUUUAUAAUAGAAUAGAGAAUAGAGUGAAUAUUUGCAGAUUUAUAGAGACGGAACUGAAAAAAACUACUAUAGCAGUAGUGAUUACUGAAUUGAAUAUUAAGAUUUCAAACAGAACAUCAAAUUUUAUAUAUGCUGUAGAAUUAUGUGCCAAAUUAUUUGCUUUAGAAUGGGUGGAAGAUAGUGGAAUUAUAAAAUUAAUAAUAUGUAGUGAUUCAUUGUCAGCAUUGUUAAGCACUGAAAAACGAAGUACCAUAAAAACCGAGAGACGGCAGUAGUGCAACACUGUUGGAUGUAAGCUGCCGUUAAAAAUAAAAGAAGAAAAAGAAGACACGGUAGCGGUUUUGAGCAGCUGAAAGACAAACAUUUCAGCUUUGCUUAAAUCUAAAAUUUGACGCUCAUGUAGUUACAUUUGACAGUCAAAUAUUGGUAUUCACUGAAAAUACCAUUAUUUAGAUAUAUAUAGACCAAACUAAGUGUCGGACAGGCAGAAGUAAUAACCCGGAAAUGUCUUCGUCACUCUGCUCGACUUUGCUGUUUCUCGGCAUCUUCAUGUUUGUCUCCGGAGAGGAGAAAAACAUCACAGCUGGAUCUGGACAGAACGUCACUCUGCCAUGUCGAGCUCCAAACACAAUAGGUGUAAAGUGGAGCAGAGCUGGUCUGGGAGAUGAAUAUGUGCUUUUUUACAGAAAUGGGCAGUUUGAUCUAGAAAACCAGCAUCCAUCUUUUAAGAACCGGGUGGAUCUUCUGGACAGACAGAUGAAGGAUGGAGACGUGUCUUUGAUUCUGAAGAAUGUGACGAUUAAUGAUGCUGGAACAUACGAGUGUCGUGUCUUCCCAAAAGGGAGGAACAAUGACCCCAUCAGCAUCAUCUACCUUCAUGUUGAUCCUCCAGGUCAGACAGGAGGACACACAGAGGAUGGAUCUGUUUGGCUGAUCGCUGGUCUGUCAGUGUCUGCUGUGAUUCUUUUUGCUGCUGCUGUUGGUGGUUUUUUGAUCUGUAGAAAAUAUAAACGGCAACAACAGAGUCAAGAUUCAUAUAAGCCUCCUGUUGAACAGCAGCAUGUUUGAAAUGUCUCAGAGAGGGAAAGGAGAACCAGAAAAGCAGGAGAAAAUCUGACUGAAAAAACUAAAACAAUACCACCAGAGUUGAAAAACCAGAAGAGCUGCAUGUUUCCAAAGAGAUUUCACAGGAUGGAUGAUACUGUAGAUACUCACCGUGCCUCAAAGAAGAAAAAAUAGACAUAAAACAAAGAACACAAGUUCAAUAUAUAUUUAUGAGAUUUAAAUACACACGUAUUGUUACAUAUUUACUUCCAACACUGAACAUUUAUGGCUUAUUAUGUAUUGGACAUUUGUAAAUAACAAUAUUUAUUAUUAGUAGUAUUAUUCAGUGUUUUUCAUUGUCAUGUCUUAAACAUUUCUUCCACACACAGGGUCUUCAUCAUUUCAUUGUAUGUUUUGUCUGAGAUGCCUUUUUACAUCUUGUUCGUAUGUGGAACAGUUGGUCCUGUGUUCAAUCAAAGAAAAGUGAGCAAAUUUGAAAGUAAGUAGAAAAAGAAAACAUUUGUUUUCAUAGCACAAGGUAAACAGUUUGAGUGAAUGCUCUGAAUCAAGGCUUCUCUUCCACUGAUGUCAACAAAUAACCUUAUGCUUUGUUUCCCCAAAGUAUUCAUGAAUUCAGGGACCUGUCUGUUUCAGAAACAGUUUGUUUUAUUUUCAGGUUCAGCUGUUUGUGAGAAUAAAGUUGUUCUGUUAAGUUUGAACCACACUGACUGAUCAUCAUGACUGGAAGGACAAACGUGAUAAAGAACUGAUGGAUUAUUGUAAAUUAUAGAUCAUCUAUUCCAAAGUGUUCAAGACAGCUUGACAGCUUCAACUGAACAACUGAAUGUUCUAAUAGCAAAAUUAAACCAAACCCAGAUCUGUGAAGGUUUUUUUGUUUUCUGGUUGUUUAAAUGUUUCUAAGGCUGAUCACAUUUUGUUUGUGUAUUUAAUGUGAUUUUGUUGUGAAUAAAAUUUUACAACACUG